Molecule: messenger RNA, 3894 nt
Organism: Prorocentrum cordatum
Lineage: Eukaryota; Dinophyceae; Prorocentrales; Prorocentraceae
Source: the annotation of a GenBank genome assembly
AGGCAGUUCGGGUCAAGCCGUGGAGCCCCAGAUGCCAACCUGGCACGGGCAUUGUAGAACAUUUGGUGUGCCAGUUGCAUUCUCGCUGGCCGCCGAGCCCGCAGAGCGCUCUGGACAUGCAGGCGCAGCCGCCAGACUUCAUCGCAGCGCUGGAGCAGAUGUCCACGUUGAAGGACUACUUGCUGUAUUUGCAUGAAAGCGAAGUCGCGCAGCUCAGGGACGAGGGCGAUCGCCUCAAGGAGCACGUCUUCACUCUCCGCAGCCUCGUGAAGAAGGACGGUGACGACGACGAGGCGAGCGAGCAACCCACCACGGUGAGCGCGCAGGGCGAGGCGUCGCACGCUGCAGGCCCCGCGUGGGCCUGCGAGCCUGGAGCGCUCGCCGUCCGGAAGGUGCUGACGGAGCCAGCGAUGCUCCAGACGCCGCUGGUCCUCCCGGGCCCGUCCAGCACCGGCCCCUCGUCGCAGAGGCUGCAGGGCAGCGGCAACCGGCGGCCCUCGGAGAGCAGCUGCAGGCCUUCGGAGGGCUCCGAGGUCCAGGAGUCCAAGGAGUCGUGCCGGAGGUCCAUGUCGCCCAGGUCGGAGGACACCCGCAGCAUGGUGCGCGAGGUCAUGCGGAUAGACUCGGGGCGCAGCGUGGUCCGUAGGAACUCCUCCGAGGGGCGCGAGCGCCAGGUGAGCCGCCCGACCUCCCAGGGCGCCGGGCCCGACUUCUUCGCGGUCGUCCCUCCAGACCAGGGCCCCGACGUCGCGCAGACGUCCUCUCGCCGCCGGCGCGGGGCCAGCCGGACGCACACCGCGACGGGGCCGCCGCCGGAGAGCGCCGCGCAGCGCAAGGGCAGCCUCGGCAGCGCGAGCAACGACAGCGCGGAGCUGUUCGCGACGGGCUCCAGGUCGGUCGCCUCGCGCCCCAGCAGCAAGGACCUAGACGGCGAGCGCUUCCACCUGCGGGAGGUCUGGAGGGAGGCCUCGAGCGUGCUGCUCACGUCCACGAAGAACUGGCGCGGCGCGUCGGGCCCGCAGCACCCCUUCGGCAUCAGGCAGCUGUCGUUCCUGGCCACCAACAGCGGAGGCAAGCGGCAGAAGGAGGGCCUCUGCAACCUGGGCCCUGGCCUGCUGCACCCGGCGUCCCGGGGGCGGCUGCUCUGGGAGCUGUGCACCACGCUGCUGGUGAUCUACGACAUCGCGGUGGUUCCUAUGCAGCCUUUCGGCUGGCCUCCAGAGCCCUUCACCAACGCUACGGACUGGGUCAGCCGGGUCUUCUGGACAGUCGACAUCGGUGCUUCUUUCUUCACCGGCGUCUACAUCGAUUUGGAGCUCGAGCUUCGCUUCUGGGAGGUCGCGAAGCACUACGCGAAGGGCUGGAUGGCGUUCGACGCCGUCAUCGCCAUUUCGGAGUGGAUUCCUGUCUUCAUUAUGCCGAGUGGGGGCGGGCCUGAUGGAACGGGGACUUUGCUGGAUCAUUUCCGCCUUCUUCGGUUCGUUCGAACCUUCCGGCUCUUGAAGCUUGAGAUGGUGUUCGAGCGUUUCGGUUCGGUGUUCAAUUCGACGGUCGCAUGGAGGAUGAAUAAUCUGGUACGGAUAUUCCUUUAUUUUGCCGUUGGGGUUCACGUAAUUACUUGCGGCUGGUUCUGGGUGGGAUCCCGUUCGAGGGGUGGUUGGGUCGCCAGGGUGAUUGAAGAGGAGGCGGGGGUGGAUUACCAGUAUCUGACUUGUGUGCGGUGGACUUUGGCGCAGCUACAUGGCGUUAGCGAGGUUGAGCCAAGCAACACUUCGGAGUCGAUGUACGCUAUCGUUGCAUUUCUGCUGGGCUUGGGAUCGCUGUGCCUGCUGAUUGGCUCUGCCAAUGCGGGGAUGCUGAAACUUGAAGAGAUGCGCUCCUCCACGGUCAAGCAGCGCCUGCUGCUGCGUUCUUACCUCAGGAAGAACAACAUCUCGCGCGAGCUGUCCCUGGCGGUCAAGACGUGCAUCGAUGUCCACAUGAAGCUGUGCAACAAGGAAAGCAAGGCGGAACAGGCCAAGGAGGUCUUGGCAGUCCUCCCGCAGAACCUUCAGAUGGACAUCGAGGAGGAGGUCCGCAUGCCGAUCGUGAUCGCGUACGGCUUCUUCGGCGACAUCCACGACUGGAACCCCCGCAUCGUGCGGCAGCUCUGCCACGAGUGCUGCUCGGAGAAGUCCGUGCGCCCCGUCGAGGUCGUCUUCGCUGCCGGCGACGCGUGCACCUCCAUUCGGAAGAGGGCCGGUCAGGCCGUCCUCUGGGUGACGGCGUGGGAGCACUGCGGCGAGUUUAGGGCCGCGGCUGGCGGAGGGCUGUUGGUGCUGGAGGCAGCGAAGUUCAUAACGAUGCUCUCGCUGCACCACGCCAGCGCCUGUGCAUACGCAAGCAGGUACGGUCGCAAGUUCGUGCAGCAGCUGAACGAGAUGGCCGAGAGCUGCUGGUCCGACGUCGUGGACAGCAUCCACAUCGACAAGGAGGAUAUCCUCGCAGAGGAGGAGCGCGCGACAAGGAUAGACGACCUCGCCGACGAGGCUGCGACCGAACGUCGCCUCAACAAGUGCAGGACGAUGUCCACCGUCACCCACCAACACUACAUCUUCAUCUCCCACCACAAGGCCGGCGGAGGCACCGAGGCCACGCUGAUGCAGGAGGCCUUGGAGCGCAUCAUCGACAACGACCCAGAGAAUCCUGGGUACCACAUGAUUGCGCCCGUCUUCCUCGAUUCGGAAGACCUGACCGACCUGAGCGAUUUGAAGGGCCACGUGCGGAACACCAUGAAUUUGGUAUUGCUGCUGACCGAGGAGGUGUUAAAGCGCCCAUGGGUGCUGAUUGAGAUCGCCACUGCGCACCAGACUGGCGUUCACAUAGUGCCCGUCGAGAUCUACAAGCGGGACGACAAAACGCCGUUCAAGUACCCUGACGAGACGUUCUACAGGAAGUUGUGCAGUGGGGAGCUCCUGACGGAGGCCGACAACAAGCUCAUCAGGGACGAGGGGAUCUCUGUGCACGACCUCGAGAAGGCCCUCCGGCACGUCUUCAAGAAGAUUGCCCUGCCCUUCUCCCCGCACAAGUCUGGCAGCGUGCGCGAGGCCGAGCUGUCAGACUUGCUCCGCCGCUGCACGGACACCAUCCAGCGCCAGGUGUCCGGCCUCGGCUGCGGGGCCGCAGAGCUCCCGGGCGUGCCGAGCAGCACGGCGGGCCCCACGGCCUCCAGAGGGUUGGGUGGCGCGCUCGACCUGCAGUUCAGCCGCCUUGUUUCGCCAGCCUCGGCGGCCUCGGAAGACUCACGGCAGCAGACGCUGGCCGCAUUAUCUUGGAGCACUGGCCAACAGAGUCUGGCCUGCGGCAAGCGCACCCUCGGCGGUGUCGGCGAGAAUCCGGCCAGCAGUACACCAAACCUGGCUGGCGACGGUUCCCCCAACAUGUUGAGCUGAGCCCAGGGUGUUUUUUUUCUCACUGUGGGCGCUCGGGGGGGGAAGGCUUCCUUUGCCUUCCCCCCAUCGCCACCCCCGCCAGUUUAAUCAAAUCACUACCUGUCUGUGUAUUAGGCCUGCGACCUGUAGUGAAGGUCGGGGCGUCAGUGAUACGAAAGAAUGAGCGGAGGAUUGGCAGAAGCGUUCUGCCCUAGGGAAUCGCAGGGACGUGCUAGAAAAGUGGGCUGUGUUCCCUGCGCCUUCGCAGUCCUUUCGAAAAGGAGCAGUUCGAACGUGACACGUAGGCCGCAUGCGCGUCUGUGGGAGCCUUUUCACGCUUUGCAUGCGCGGAUGACUUUGCAGCGGCUCGGGCGUGCCAUUGAAGCAUGUCCGCAUGCUUCUGCGAAUUGUGGCCUUCUUCUCUGCACGGCGCGGCGCGGAUGCAGCCUCUGACUAUGACUACGCAUGUGAAGAACUCCCCCCC